CUACUUGAACCAUGGCGGACGCCAUCAGGUGCGCGUGUGAAUCGUUUAACUCCGUGGUGGAGUAUUUGGUAACCUUAAGAAUUUGCGAAGUCCGGCACUUACUCGAGUUCCUCGGAGUGGCACACGCAGAGGUCCUCGUAGGUGUCGUUCUCUUCGUCCUGAUGCAGUUUACCAAGUUCACGGUCGUUCUGCUGUUGGCUGUUUUCCUGGCCUACGGGAUAUUCUACCUGUGGGAGACCUUCUUUCCGGAAAUCAGUCAGUUAGGUCGCAGGAGCAUGAAGAUGUUUCGAAAUGUACGCACCUCCGCCAACUUGCCGCCUUUUGCCUCAGAUACUGAAGAAACUCCUGGAGAGUACACACUCAGCUCAAAAGUACAACAGUACACCAGUGGCAUUAUGACCCCUCCGAAUACUAUGAAUAUGCCUAUGCUUCUCCCUCUUUUGGAAACGAAUAAUAGAGUAAUGAGGACAACCAGCAUGCAGACAGGUCGCCAUCGAAGGGAGGAGGAAAACAGGAGGGGAUCUCGCGGCCAUCAGUCAUUUCAUCGGGAAACACAAGAAGCAGGAAAGCAUCGUCAGGAACGUCCUUAUUGGAGAGCUGUGAGCCCCGAACCCGAAAGGGAGCACCGUUCCUCCAGAAGAACUUCCCGCGGAGGCGGUGGAAGUGGUGAGUCGAAGAAGAUGACGAAUGUCCCGCGAGUCCCGAAUGCGACUAGUGGAGUGGUGGACACUCGAACGCUUACAAGCGUGACCAGUGACCAACUUAAGCGGCUGCACAAUAUCACAAGUGGGGAGUCAAGAAGAGCAUCCAAAGGAGCAAGUGGUGCCAACGAGUCCAAAAAGUUGCACAACAUAACCAGUGGAGAAAUCCAUCAGUCCCGACGGAUGCAACCAAUUACGAGCAACACCAACGAAUCGCGUAGAUUACAAAAUGUGACCAGUGGUGAAAUCAAGGACUCCCGGAGACUUCAAAACAUAACCAGCAACACAAACGAACCGCGAAGACUGCGUAAUAUAACCAGUAGUGAGAUGAAAGAAUCCAGGAGGAGCUCACAUCCACAUGGGGGUGGUGAAUCCCGACGUAAUUCUAAUUCCCAAAGAGAUGGAGGAGGUGGGGAGUCCAGGAACCGUCGUAUUGCGGAAAAAUCUAAUCCACUUCAAGGUCGUCGACCGGAGGAGCAUUCGAGGCACCGGCGUAGCAAUAAUGGCCAUUCCGGAGUUACCAGGCGUCAGUUUCCGGAAGAUCACUACGAUCGGCUGAGGAACGAAAAUCGAGAGUACCAGGCCCGGCGGCUGCAAGCUAGUGGGGCCGCAGGAUUCCAUCAUAGUAUAAGUAAUCCCACCUCCGAAGGCGCUUCGCUGACCAAACAAGAUAACUUUAUUGCCGGUCAUCGACAAAGUGACAGGCGUGAAUCCCAAAGGAACCCCAAGUCAAACAAUCCAGGCAAGGAUGCCGGUCAUCGGCACGGACCACGUCGCAUGGUGAAUCCAAUUCUUUAAAAUGGAUAGAAACAGUAUUCGGAAAAAAUCCACCUUUCAAAGUGGGGCUGACAAGUAUGCUUGUUAUCCCAUUUUAAGGGGUCUCAACAAUAAUUGUUUUCUCCAAAGCCCAAGCUCUGAAACGAGAACAACUAUCCAAUUCAACGAAUAUCCCAAGACGGUCGAUAGCAACGACGACACAGAUGAGAGGCCAAGUAAAGUUUCAGUCCAAGUGGUUGUAAUAGAUCCGAAAAUGCCCAUAGGUAAGGAUAAGGAAAUAAAUAAGGGGCAGAGCAGUGAACAAGUAAAUAACCCAAAGGAGUAUCCUUUUGUCGUGGAGAUACCCGAGCAAAGCGAAAAUCCGAAAAAGAAAAAGGGAAGCUUUGGCGCCAAACCAAAAGACAAAUUAGGCGAGCAGAAAAAAAAAGAAAAAGACUGAAGCUCAUUAUGAAUUUUUAUCUAAAUUACAUGUUUUUUCAAAGAAAUAAAAGGCAAUAGUUAUUUUAUGAAUUAA
This is a messenger RNA of Drosophila ficusphila, 1992 nucleotides long. Its product is annotated as transcription initiation factor TFIID subunit 1. The coding region runs from base 12 to 1499 and encodes 495 amino acids. The record is from RefSeq and is a predicted model, not a curated record. Lineage: Eukaryota; Metazoa; Arthropoda; Insecta; Diptera; Drosophilidae. The transcript is spliced from 4 exons.